This is a messenger RNA of Nothobranchius furzeri (turquoise killifish), 1351 nucleotides long. Its product is annotated as very long chain fatty acid elongase 4. The record is from RefSeq and is a predicted model, not a curated record. Gene Ontology annotation, biological process: fatty acid elongation, monounsaturated fatty acid; very long-chain fatty acid biosynthetic process; fatty acid elongation, polyunsaturated fatty acid. Gene Ontology annotation, molecular function: fatty acid elongase activity. Gene Ontology annotation, cellular component: endoplasmic reticulum membrane. Lineage: Eukaryota; Metazoa; Chordata; Actinopteri; Cyprinodontiformes; Nothobranchiidae.
GUUUCCGCUUCCAUAUUUGGUAGCGCCUGAAAACUUUGCCAGGAGUUUCUACAAACUAGUGUCCAAAGGUUUACUGACUUGUCACUGAACGCUGUUCCCUUAACUCGUGUACCAAAGAAGAUGGCUUCAUUGUGGCAAAGAGUCCUGUCUGCACACCAGAGGAUAGUAGACAAUGGAGACAAGAGGACAGACCCCUGGCUGCUGGUCUACUCUCCUGUCUCCGUGUCACUCGUCUUCCUGCUUUACCUGUUCGUGACCUGGGCCGGGCCUCACCUCAUGAAACACAGACAACCCGUUGACCUCAAAUGGGUUCUUAUUCUUUACAAUUUCACCAUGGUUCUUCUGUCUGCAUACAUGUUCUACGAGUUUCUGGUCACGUCCUGGCUCUCAAACUACAGCCUCCUCUGUCAGCCUGUAGAUUACAGCACCAGUCCGCUGGCGAUGAGGAUGGCCAGGGUUUGUUGGUGGUUUUUCUUCUCUAAGGUCAUCGAGCUCAGCGACACGCUUUUCUUCAUCUUGAGGAAGAAGAACAGCCAGCUGACUUUCCUUCAUGUUUAUCAUCAUGGCACCAUGAUCUUCAACUGGUGGGCGGGAGUCAAGUAUGUAGCUGGAGGACAGUCCUUCUUCAUCGGCCUGGUGAACUCAUUCAUUCACAUCAUCAUGUACUCCUACUACGGCCUGGCAGCAAUCGGCCCUCACAUGCAGAAGUACCUGUGGUGGAAGCGAUACCUGACCUCUCUGCAGCUGGUGCAGUUCCUCCUCUUCCUCCUGCACACGGGCUACAACCUGUUCACGGAGUGCGACUUCCCUGACUCCAUGAACGUGGUGGUGUUUGGUUACUGCGUCAGCCUCAUCAUCCUCUUCAGCAACUUCUACUAUCAGAGCUACCUCAACAGGAGGAAGCAGAAAUAAUGAAACACUGACCAGAUGGAGAGAUGAAGGCUCUCAGCAGCAGUAUUUUUCUGUCCACUAGAGGGCACAACCUGCCCACAGUCUGCAGGAUUGUCCUCAGCAGACUUCUAUUAACAUUUGUUUUUAUUAAUAAAAACAAAAGACAAAAUUCAGUCUUUCAGUUAUUUAUUUAUUCAACUGAGAAACGACAAACAUUCACAAGAUGGUUGUAAACAAACUGUACAUUUAUUCACAUAUAAUAUUAAUAUUAGGAGGUCUCAAUGUCCCUGCGUUAUCGCAGAACUAACCCUCCAACAGAGAGAAAACCAAAGACAAAACAAACACAAAUGCGGGUUUUAAAUGUUUUUACACUGCUACAAGGUCACAGCAAAAUCAUGGAUUCUUUACACUUCAGUCUAAAACAUUAUGAAAGAUGUGGAUCAGGAAUAAAAAUAUAACC